AGAAACACGUGAAACCAUCAUGGCGCCGUCCGGGGACAGCAACGUGAAAGAACAUAACAACCAGGUUUCAUAUAAGAAAGCUAUAAAUACUAAAACAGAUCUUAUACUUCAAAACAGAAAACAUGCCAACGAUAUAUUCGACGUUAUUGAAUAUUUGCAGUCCGAAAAGGAAAAAGAAAUCAUUUUCGCCACCAACGCGUGCAGUAAGAUCUUCUGUGAGCUGAUAGAGAGAGGAGAUCUGUUUGUUGGUGAACUGCCCAAAGAAGAAGAUCUCGCGCAAGGUGAUCGCAGUGCUGAAGAGAAAUAUCAUAUAUUUAUGAGACACCGUUACAACAGCUGUGUGGAACUAAUGCUGGAAAAUAUAAGCCAUGAAUCUUUCCAAGUCAAGGAGACAUCGCUCUGUGCAGUGAUGAAAUUUGUUGCGACAGAAGGCAAACACCCCCUCCAGAAUCUGGACUGGAGUGAACACUACAACUUUCCCAGGGAGCUCAUACAGGCCCUGGUGGAGCAUCUUCUGUCAGAGAAAGAAGACAUGUCACUGCUCAUCUCCAGGUUUCAGGAGUUCAUGGAGAAGGAUGACGUGCGCUACUACGUCAUGAGUUCAGUGCGAUACAGCACAGCCACUGUCAUGGAGAGAAACAAAAAGGCUGUGAUUCCUGUAUUUCAGAAUAAUGUGUUCAAUCUCCUCACAACCAUCAACAUUCCCAACCAAGCAUCAGAAAUGACUAAUUUCCUUGUUCAACAGCAAAGCAAACAUGACGACUGGAAAGCAGCCAAAUUAAAGGAGCAUAAAAGAGCAUUUGAGCAAAUGUGGCUGCUGUUUCUCAAGUACAAGUUGCCUGGCAGCAUGUACAAGAAGAUCCUGGUCAUCCUUCAUGAAUCAAUACUGCCACAGAUGAGUGAUCCCAAGCUGAUGAUGGACUUCCUGAGCGCUGCCUACGACAUUGGUGGAGCAAUCAGUUUGUUGGCUCUGAAUGGCUUGUUCGUCCUCAUCCAUGAGCAUAAUUUGGAUUACCCAGAUUUUUAUAAGAAGCUCUACAAUCUGCUGGAUCCUUCUAUCUUCCAUGUCAAGUACAGAGCACGGUUUUUCCACCUGGCAAAUAUUUUCCUGUCUUCAACGCAUCUGCCAGUGUAUCUUGUGGCAGCGUUUGUGAAGCGUCUUGCUCGUCUGUCUCUCACAGCGCCACCUACAGCUCUUCUUAUUCUGCUGCCGUUCAUCUGUAAUCUAAUUCGCAGACACCCCUCGUGUAGAGUCCUCAUUCACAGACCCAGUGCUGCUGACGAGCCUUGUGAUGACCCGUAUGUGAUGGAGGAGGAAGAUCCAGCUCAAUGUCAUGCUCUGGAAAGCAGCCUAUGGGAGAUCAAGACCUUGCAGAAUCAUUACCAUCCAGAUGUGUCCAAAGCCGCCACGAUGAUCAAUGAACCACUUUCUGCACAAGAGGAGGACAUCAGUGAACUGCUGGAGCUAACAACGUUUGAGCUAAUGGAGCGAGAACUGAAGGGUGAAAAGAAGACUGUUCCGCUGGAGUUUGACAUGGCCACGGAUCUCCUAAAGAGCUCCAGAGAGGUGCUCGGAGUACACUUUACUCUAGAGUAACACCCCUAUUUACUCUCUCAUAUAGUCCUGUUUUUUUGCCAAAUGUUUUCUUUUAUAAUAAAGUAUGUGUGUGUCCACUCUAA
Molecule: messenger RNA, 1680 nt
Organism: Danio rerio (zebrafish)
Lineage: Eukaryota; Metazoa; Chordata; Actinopteri; Cypriniformes; Danionidae
Gene: noc4l
Product: nucleolar complex associated 4 homolog
Biological process (GO): ribosome biogenesis
Cellular component (GO): nuclear membrane; nucleolus
Source: RefSeq, marked provisional